This is a messenger RNA of Aspergillus fijiensis CBS 313.89, 462 nucleotides long. RefSeq names its product mitochondrial fission 1 protein. The transcript has 4 exons. Gene Ontology annotation, molecular function: protein binding. Lineage: Eukaryota; Fungi; Ascomycota; Eurotiomycetes; Eurotiales; Aspergillaceae. Gene Ontology annotation, cellular component: mitochondrial outer membrane; peroxisomal membrane. Bases 1 to 462 code for a protein of 153 amino acids. Gene Ontology annotation, biological process: peroxisome fission; mitochondrial fission; autophagy of mitochondrion. The record is from RefSeq and is a predicted model, not a curated record.
AUGGGCUCCAACCUACCAUAUGCCGCGGACGCAGAGAGCCCGCUCAAACCGGCCGAACUCCAAGUCCUGCGCGCCCAGUACGAGAAAGAAGGCGACUACGUCGGCAUCCAGACCAAGUUCAACUUCGCCUGGGGCCUCAUCAAAUCCCCCUCCCGCACCGACCAACAAGAAGGCGUGCGCCUCCUUUCCGAGAUCUUCCGGGCCGCGCCCGAGCGCCGCCGCGAAUGCCUCUACUACCUGGCGCUGGGCAACUACAAGCUGGGCAACUACGGCGAGGCGCGGCGCUACAACGACCUCCUCUUGGAGAAGGAGCCCGCCAACCUGCAGGCGGCCAGUCUGGGGUCCCUGAUCGAGGAGAAGGUGUCCAAGGAGGGACUCUUGGGCAUUGCCAUUGUGGGCGGGCUGGCGUUGGCGGCUGGCGUGGUGGGGGGCAUUGUGUUGCGGGGCACGAAGAGGCGGUAA